AUGAAGAAGCCUGCCUGCCAGGCUGCGCGCGCGCCCAAGAAGCCCUCCAGAGCCUGCCUUGGAAAGUUCCUGAAGUCCUACAAGGGCCUCGAGGACAUACACCUGCCCCUGUUCCGGGAAGUCCAGCGCAUCGCCAAACCGCGAAGUGUAUUGUACCCUGGCAGCUACUGGCAUCUGACCGCUUCUUUGGUCUUCUGCAAAGUUCUCUACGUCGACUGCGACAGCAAGGUCGGAAGAUUCUUUGAAGAUCCGGCCCUGCUGGACUGGGUGAAGGAGCACAAGGACUACGCUUCGAUCCCAGAGAUCGACUACCGCCAGCAAACCUUCGAGAGCCUGUCUCUUGCGGAGAAAGGCUUCGAUUUGCUCAUCUCCAUGAGCGCCGGCAUCAUUUCGAAGCCUUGUGGCCGCUUUGUGAAGCGAGGAGGCUACUUUCUCGUGUCUGAUGCCCACUUCGAUGCGCGAACGACGGCGCUGGACCCGCGCUUCGAGCUGGUGGCAGUCUACAACCCUGAGACCAAGAGGCUCGAGAAGAAGGGCCUGGAGUCCUGUUUCAUGACCACCGCAGGCGAGAAGAUCUCAGCCGCGCAGGUGAAGGCCAGCAUCUCGAAGCCCAAGGGAAGCCGCGGCUUCAAGCUGAAGCGCGAGGAUUGGUUCCACCUCUUCAAGCGAGUUCGUUGA
Messenger RNA from Symbiodinium natans, 678 nucleotides. NCBI's taxonomy places the organism in Eukaryota, Dinophyceae, Suessiales, Symbiodiniaceae. The record is from the annotation of a GenBank genome assembly.